CGGCGCUCCCUCACUGAAGGGGCCGGGGGCUCCUCCGUCCCCCAGCGCCUCAGCGGCACCGGAGGCGGCCGCCGGCUGAACCGGGGCCGAGGGGCUCAGGGGCGUCUUCCUGCCUCUCUCCGACCCCGCGGCGCCCCCUCGCCGCUUGGAGCAGGGCGGCGGUGCCCCCUCCCCGGGUAGGGCCUGUGGGCCGCGCCCCGCCGCCGCCGCCACCCCUCCCCCCGGCCGACCGGCCGGCCUCCCUCCCCGGGCCGCACCCGCCUCCCCUCCCUGCACAGCGUCGCCCAGCCGAGCCGGGAGAAGGGGAAUGGGCGGUCCCGGCCCUUAGCCCCCGGCUGCGGUGGCUGCUCCUCCUCCCGGGUCCCAGCGUCUCGGUGGCCUCCGCCCGAUGCUGGCGGAGCUGGCUGGGGUCUCCGCGGCGUUGUGAAGGUCUCCCGCCGUCCCGCAGCCGCCAUGUCCGGCGUGGUGCGCACCCUGAGCCGCUGCCUGCUGCCGGCCGAGGCCACCGGGCGCGGCGGGGAGCAGUCGCGGCGGGAGGGCAAGGAGCGGAGCCGCGAUGCGGAGCGGGAGGCGCGGCGGCGGAGCCGGGAGAUCGACGCGAUGCUGGCCCGGGAGAGACGGGCCGUACGGCGCCUGGUGAAGAUCCUGCUGCUGGGCGCCGGCGAGAGCGGCAAGUCCACCUUCCUCAAGCAGAUGCGGAUCAUCCACGGCCGGGAGUUCGACCAGAAGGCGCUGCUGGAGUUCCGGGCCACCAUCUACGAGAACAUCCUCAAGGGCUGCAGGGUUCUGGUCGAUGCACGGGACAAACUGGGAAUCCCUUGGCAGUACACAGAGAAUGAGAAGCAUGGAAUGUUUUUGAUGGCUUUUGAAAACAAAGCUGGAAUGCCCAUCGAGCCUGCCACCUUCCAGCUCUACGUACCCGCACUGGGUGCGCUCUGGAGGGAUUCGGGAAUCAAGGAAGCCUUCAGCCGUCGGAGCGAGUAUCAGCUGGGUGAAUCGGUGAAAUAUUUCCUGGAUAAUCUGGAUCGGAUCGGUCAGCUGAAUUAUUUCCCCAGCAAACAAGAUAUUUUGCUGGCUAGAAAAGCCACCAAGGGGAUAGUAGAGCAUGAUUUCAUCAUUAAAAAAAUACCUUUCAAGAUGGUGGAUGUAGGUGGACAGAGAUCGCAGCGUCAGAAGUGGUUCCAGUGCUUUGAUGGAAUAACUUCAAUUUUGUUUAUGGUCUCCUCCAGUGAAUAUGAUCAGGUUCUCAUGGAAGACAGGCGCACAAAUAGACUUGUGGAGUCCAUGAAUAUCUUUGAGACAAUAGUCAAUAACAAGCUUUUCUUUAAUGUUUCUAUUAUCCUAUUCCUCAACAAGAUGGAUCUCCUUGUAGAGAAGGUAAAGACUGUCAGCAUUAAGAAGUAUUUCUCGGACUUCAAAGGCGACCCUCACAGGCUAGAAGAUGUUCAACGUUAUCUGGUGCAGUGCUUUGACAGAAAGAGGAGAAACCGUAGUAAGCCACUCUUCCAUCACUUCACCACUGCCAUAGACACUGAAAACAUCCGCUUUGUGUUUCAUGCCGUGAAGGACACAAUCCUUCAAGAGAAUCUGAAGGACAUUAUGUUGCAGUGAAGGAGAGCAGCCCAUGUUCUGUUAAAAUUUGCCGGAGGGUUAGAUCAAAGUUUUUAUCCUUUCUUUAUGGCCCUUGCAUGUGGUGUAGGACCCAUGCUAAUUACUUGGCUCAGGAAUGCUGUAAACUAGCCAGUCCAAACAGAGGAGCUAUAGGCUGAAGGAGUCAAAUGUUGAUCUUAGCUACUGAAUCAUUUGGACUAGAAACACUACUGAAACCUGGCCGUUGUAGGUUCUGUACCUAGUUGGGAAUGCUGAAUAACACAAUCACCUUCUGCCUUCUUAGAAAAAAGAAAUCUCUGACAAACCAUGUAUGGAAGAUGCAUUGUUUUAAAUGAAUAUGCUCAUUUUUCGAAGACACUAGUCGUACAAACUGCCUUUUUUUGUAGUUUGGAGGUGCUGAAUCAAUCAAACUAAUCUAAACGUAAUGAGAUUGGCAGCUGUAUCGGAGAAAGUUAAUGGAAGUUCUGUUCUUAAGCCUUAGGAAUAUAACCAGAUCUUGUGUGCGCAUCCAGCUUUGCCAGGGGUCUGGAAUCCACUUACCAAGGUGGAUGCACAGGUCUUGUCUGAAGGUUUUGCAUGAGUCUCCUGAGGCAAAAGUCUAAAUCUGCAGAAGGAAACCUGUGUUGGAGUAAAUUGGAUUGGAAGUUAAGGCCUUGCUGAUACGGAGAAGGGUUUAUUUUGCACUAGAUGUGAAGGGUAUUACAUCACGGGGAAACCGAUUUCCUUGGUGAAGCAGCCUGUGCUAGAGCACCCGACCAUGUGUCCGCACAGUGGGUGCUCGAGCGAGACGUACUGCAUGGAAAUCCGGCUCUGUUCUCACACCUGCAGCUGCGAAUAUUUGUGAAGGUUCAGUGUCUCGCGUGAUGGGGCUUUAUCUAUAUUCAAAAGUUUGAAAGCUGAUUAAACUUUUAAGCAAAGGUUUUGGUAGUACAGCAGCUGCUUGAUUAGUUCCCAACAGCUGACCUUAUAGGAGGGCUGAACACCCUAGAGAUCCCAGUUUUACAGCUGCACUGAUGUACUUAGGCAGCAAGACCUUGCUGUAAAAUUAGCCUUUAAUCUGUGUCUUAAUGGGAUCUUUAGCCUAUAGUUAAUGCACAUGUAAUUCUGAGUACAGUCGAGUUUGGAGUUGCCCGUUUUGGGCAAUGGUUUGUGUGUAAAAUUGCAAGAGGCUAUGAACAAUGUUGAUAUGAACUGUUAAUUUCCCAGCUCUCUGUCUAAUGAUCUGUCGGGUGCCUUUUUUGUGUACAGACGUAUCGGAUCUUUUCUACUACAGUGGGGUACAUGGACUAACUGAAGAUCUGCCUUUUAGAUCAACAUUGUAGUGCUAUCCUUUAGGUAAUUUUCAAACAUAGUUUACUGUGCAGUUUUGACCUAGUUUUUAUCUAAGAAUAAAACCUGAAGGGCUGUUUGUACCCGUAAAAAGUCAGCAGAUUCCCUGGAGUUCUUAUCCCCUUUGAGCCUGUAAUGGCAUGUCAAAACAAGCAACGCUUUACUUCAGCUGGUAAUCCUAUGGGAAAUGUGGUCAAAAAAGUCCUGUUCCGUUGUCCUUUCAUGUUAAUUUGGAUAAAAUCUGGAAUCUUUCUUCCCCUCUGAAGCUUGCAGAUGUUCAUAUCAGUAUUUUUGUGUCGUUUCCUAAUGUAGCAGUCUCUUGGCUUUCUUCGUGCGGGCUUCAGCGCGGAAAAGAUGCAGCUAUUUCAGCGCCGUGUAACGCGCACAGUAUCGAGGGAAGGAGUAACUGAAGAGUUGCAGAUGGGAAAAUCUAACUUAAAUUUGAGCAAACUUCAACAGGAAUUAACUUCCUUGUAGCAAGUCUUAUUUUUGCCAGGACCAACUCUGUCUUUUACGUAUUUAUUAGUUUUUAACCUGGAAGGGGUAAAAUAUGUUACAUGACUGUAAUAUUCAGAUGGGGGGAAACUCUUAAGAUUAUUACAUUUGAAAAGGUAAAUGUUUCAACACAGAGUGAUGCAAACAAGUUUACUCAUCAUAUAAGGUUUGUUUCUCAAAGCUAGCUCAUUUGGCUGAAGACUACAACUUUUUGCAAAGCUUUCAGAUAUUCUUGGAGCUUUUGUUAGUGGUUUCCACUUCACUCAAGACUCUGGGAAAGAGGAGGCAGUUGUGGGCUCACCUGACUUCUUGGUUGACUUGACUUUAUUUCCUAGUUUGCUGUGAGCUUUGUUCUUUCACUGAAUUUUCUAGAUGGGUUAAUAUUAUGCUUGUUUUCUCAAAUGAGUUAAACAUUCCCUUUCAACUGUAUUUUUUCUCAAGAAUUACCUCAGUUUUAUGUCUCAAUCUACUGUAGUUUUAGCUGGGAGGCAUAGUGCGGAAUUUCCUGUUCUGUUUUUCUCUUCGUGCUCAUCCAUGGUUCUGUAUCCUUGGUCACCUUAUGGAUUUAAAACUCUGAACACAGCUAAUAAUGCAACAUAUAUUUUAAGUAACUUGAUCUGUACGUGGGAAAGAAACAGCACGAGAUAUCUCAUAUUGAGCUCUCAAGCUUGCUAGUAAUUUUGUUUGUAUGAUACGGCAGUUUUGCACACAAAAUCAGAGUUUUAGGGAACCAGUUUGAUCACCUCAGACCCAUUAUCGCCUUUCUUCUGUUGAUAAAAUGGGCCUAAGUGUGAUGCUCUAGACUGGGGAGAAAAAUCAGUAGUUUGGCUCUAUGUUCUCUUGAACUUUGAUAGUGAUGGUUCACGCCAGGAACCCAAGAUCCGGAAAGUCUACUUGCAGAAGUCAAGCACUUCUCAAGUUUGCAAAGGAUCUGGCCCAUGAGGGAAAAGGAGUCUUUGGGUUUUUUUUAAAGUGGCAGGUAUAUUUAUUUUUCUGCAAAAUACACUCCACUUCUAGCCACAACUGAGGUUUGGGGUUUUUUUUUCAAGAUGGGUUGUAGCAUAAUAAACCCAGAAAAUCACGUUAUGGUAAAUCAGUUAAUUAGUAAAGCAGAGCUUAGGUAGCUUAGGUCCUACAAACAUCUUGGGACAGCCUUGGUCGGUUGCUGAGUCCUUUUACAAGAAACAAAUAAAAAACUUUAUUUUAAGUGACAUCCUGGAGAACUUUGCAGGUAAACACAGCUGGAGAGAACAUCUCUUUUUGUUAACUUUAUAGGCUUAUUGUUCGCUUGGCUGGUCAGGAAAUGGGUCAGAGGCAGGAUGAUAAUCAGAUGGAGACCUUGAAAAACUACUUUUUUUUAUUUAAAAAAAAAAAAAAAAAAGCAGCCUUUUGCUGUCCCUCCUCUGACGCCCACAGGUCAGUGGCCAGUGAGGGGUGUUGCAGAUGGGUUGUCUCUCGUAAGGACAAAGAGAGGAAGUGCUUGCAGUGUGUGCUUGCAGGAGAGACUUACGUCAUCUUGCAGUUUAAGUAGAAAAACUAACUAAAUGGGAGUCAUUUAUCAAACACUGCUUUGUAUUUGUUGCCCUCCAGACAGGCUUUAAGCUAUGAGAGCAUGUCAGUCAGUGCCUUGCCUUCUGAUUGCAGUGCUGUCAUUCUCUGAACACUUCUUAGGUGGUAUUAUGAGCUGACGUGGUGAAUUAAAAAGGAAGAAUAGUUUUCUGUAAGUGACAUAUUUAAUAGGCGGUUGCCACUUUGAAGCAAUUAAGUAGUUCUUAAUGUUAAAAAAUGAAUUAAUAUUGAUUAUGGAAUGGAAACUACUGGCUGCUCAACUUUACACUACAACUCAAAGAUGCUUCCAGUUUUCUACAAAGAAUUGAUCUUAUUUAAUAUGAAAUCACAGAUUAUUUGUCUUGAUAAUAUAUUCAGUUUAUUAAAAUACUGCUGUGUAAAACAUAGAACUAGGCAUGUUACAAGCAUGAAGAAGCUCUUGAAGAUGACAGUUUACAGGCUUUCUGAGCCAACUAAAGCCUGAACCUCAGCCACGCAGAGUGUAGAAACUAAUGGCAAAAAAACCUGUAGUGAAAUGGAGUAGGAAGAGCUCAUCUAUAUGUGGCACUGCAGAGAAAAAUGUAAUUCCACUAGGAUAGCUAAAGCAGUUUUUGGUAUGAAAAACGGUGCAUUUGAAAAAUGUGUCCCAUUCUGUUGUGCGUUGUGUCCCCAUUCUCCCCCUGGGUAUUCACCAGUCCUGGUUACUGUAAUCUGCAAAGAAUUGUAGCAUUAAUGAAACUAACAGAAUAGACAUGGAACCACUGAAGAAACUUAGCAGCUUUCUUUAGCGACAGACAACUCCCUUCCACAGAAUAUCAUGUUAGAAAACAAGCCCUUUGCUGCCUUUAGACAAAUGUCUGUGGAUAUUAACUUCAUGUUUUGGAGUUUCUUCAAUGUAUGUACCUCUCUAGCUCUCCUGGAGAGAGGGGGGGGGGGGGGAAACCAAACCAAAACCCAACAUUCUGCUGCAUGGAACUACAGGAUUUCUGUAGAAGACCCCUCUGACUUUCAGGUCGUGAGUUUUGACACCUGCCUUAGCUUUGCUUGUGUCAUCAAAUUUUCUGGAGUACUUGUCAGGUUGAUACAGUUUGAUGUAUGCCAGCUUGAGACACAAUCACGGUAUGCAAUAACACCUUCGUACAGUGCAGCUUGGCAGGUAAGCCAAGCACUCGUCCCUCAUGAUGGAAAACUGCAUUGAUUCCUGCAAGUUUAGUAGCAGCCUCUUUUCGAUACCAUUUUUCUAGUAUAAAAUCCCAUGGUGUAGUCAGGGUUUUUAAUCUAGCACUGCCAACUCUUUACCUCAUACGCUCUAUUAAUUCUGUAACACGGGAAGUGGUGGGUUGGGUGUUUCAGUAGCAACCAUAACACAUCGGUGCCUAGGUUUGUAAAUGGGUUUUUAACAGAUUUCUAGGGAGCAUCCGUUUGGGACAGGAAGACUGGCAUGGCCUGGGCCAGGCCCGGGCUGCCUCCACGCACUUCUAGAUGAGGACUGUCUAGCCUAGUGAGGAAGUAAUUGGCAAGACAAUAAAAGACCUAGUGCUUUUUAAUAUUGCCUGUUUUGUAAUUAGCUGGGGUGAUCUCUGCUUUGUGCUGUGAAGUGGGCAUUUCUUUGUUUUAACACUAACCUUCUUUUACAUAGAUGGAAAUGAGUAAAGCCAGGCUAUUUGGAGCUGAAACUGCCACUCUGCUAACAAGGUGAUGCUCUCUCUUUUGCUCAUCUCAGUGGCUGGACAGUUUAGCUUGAUUCUUAAUGUUCUUAUCUUUCUAAUGGCAUUUGGAAAGCGGUGUUGAAGUUUGUCUAUGUGUCGAUAUGCUUGUUUUCUUAUUGGGUGGGAAGUAUGGAGGUACUAGAUUGUCAGCGCUUGUGGUUCUGUGCCUGGCUUGACGAACUGUAUCACAACCGAGCUCUUGGCGUAUGUCCGAAGGUCGUAUCUUCUCUCCGAUGUGAAAAUAUUCAGUCGGAGAGAAAAAAAGAGCAGCACUGUGACUUCCAAGGUGGGCGUUCUGGUAAAAAAGCCAAAGUAUGUUGGAAGGGAGCAAGAGAGGGGAGCUAUUUUCUAAACAGAUCCCAAAAACUGAUGGUGCUUGAAGACUGGCUGUAUUGAAGUGAAAUGCCGUCUGCACUGACCCCGGCAGCUUUGAGCGACUCCAGAGAGCGGCGGGCUGGCGAGGCUGGCCCCGCUGUAGCUGCACACCCUUCCAGUGUAAAUCUCUCUUCAUCUGUUCGUAACUGAGGGCUAAAACUCAAUUCCUACUAAAACACGGUAUGCAGAUCUCUGGCCAGACAGCGCCUCUUACUCCUUUCUAACAGCUACUUACGCUUUCUUCAAGAUACCAGAGCGUGAGAGGUAUUUCAGGGGAACGGCUAGGUAAGAGGCUGUUUCCAUUAUUUGAAUAAAAACUACAACUGAUGGAGAGCAACACUUUUGGAUGAGUAGGACUGGAGAAAGAGCAUCUUACGAGGGAGGUAACAGCUUUUGAAUAGCGCUGCUUCUCUGCUAGUGCUUCCCGACAAUCUCUUGUGCUGAGCUUGUGUGCAGGUGGCUGGGCACAAAAGCUGGGAGAAGAUGGCAGGGAGAAGGGGGAUGUGGAGGAGAAAUGGCCUUUGGGUAGUUCACAAGACUUGGAAGGCGUGCUUGGUGGGCUUAGGUUUGAAAACGUGGUCAAACUCCUGUUCGCGUUGAAGCCAUUAACUGUCUUGAGGAUAAUGAGCGCUUUUCCAGUGAACAGGUUUCGUUAUCUGGAACGCGUAAUGAGCUUGAAUUGAUGAUACAUGUUAAACAGUAUUUCUGGAGACUCCACUUCACAAAAUGGCUAGUAUUUAUUGCUCUUGUGAUGAGUUGUCUUGUUUAUGGAAUCAAUAUGUAUGAAAGCAAACUGACAAAACACAAAGUUAUCUUGUGCCACAAUCAUGUAGCUAGGAAGCCAAUUAAUGUUAUCUUUUAUUCUGCAAUUUACUUGCUCUCUGGUGCCUAUGCAUUGUAACACACAUACUAUGCAAUAUCAUUCUUUUUUUAAACCAGUUCACUGCAUUGGGCAAGAAAGGCCUGAGUUUAGCCUUAAUUUUCUAACAAUUCACAGGAAAGUACUUUAAAAAAACAGUGACGAACUAAAAGAAGGUGAAAAAUGCAUAAAAUAAAAGCACAGUUCCAGACUGCUCACAUAAGUGUCUUUCUAGCACCAAAACAGCAUCCACGAUAGAAGCAGCUACUUGCUGUAAUAGUUUCAAUUUAUGAAAACUGUGUACUAGAUAAAAUUAUAUUGUGAUGUGUAAAAAGUGUAUUUUAUAGCUUUGGUGACUUAGUUUACUGUUUUGUAUAUAUGAAUUUUAUAAAUCUAUUAAAACUUGACUUGUUAUACUGUUC
Molecule: messenger RNA, 8348 nt
Organism: Chroicocephalus ridibundus (black-headed gull)
Lineage: Eukaryota; Metazoa; Chordata; Aves; Charadriiformes; Laridae
Gene: GNA12
Product: G protein subunit alpha 12
Exons: 4
Coding region: 454-1611 (385 amino acids)
Biological process (GO): Rho protein signal transduction; adenylate cyclase-modulating G protein-coupled receptor signaling pathway
Cellular component (GO): brush border membrane; heterotrimeric G-protein complex
Molecular function (GO): GTPase activity; G-protein beta/gamma-subunit complex binding; guanyl nucleotide binding
Source: RefSeq, a predicted model, not a curated record